Suillus subaureus is the source of this 1590-nucleotide messenger RNA. RefSeq lists its product as uncharacterized. NCBI's taxonomy places the organism in Eukaryota, Fungi, Basidiomycota, Agaricomycetes, Boletales, Suillaceae. The coding region runs from base 1 to 1590 and encodes 529 amino acids. The transcript is spliced from 5 exons. The record is from RefSeq and is a predicted model, not a curated record.
AUGCCGCAGCUUCAGUGCAAAAUAAUUGAGGAGCUGCUCCGAAAGCCUUUUGGUCCAUAUCGCGACGAAGAAGUACUCAGUGCAGAAUGCCAAAGCAAGCCAGGAAAGACACUGGUACUGAAUUCAUUUCAGCUGGCUUACGACGACGAGAUUAUUGGUCUCGAUGAAUCCGAGCAACCUCUAGGUACCGGAGAGGUCGACACUCGACAGUACCGCUUUCGUGGAAUUCUUAGCAUACACUCGCCCGUUUGGCUAUCUCAAGUCGGUGUCAAACGAGUGGAAGCGGAGCUCAAUCUGCGUGCCAACACGCGUAGUAUGCGUGAAGGGGAACGUCCUACCCCCACAAUAACGAUCGAAGGACUAUUUAAUAAGAAAACAGGAUAUCUUGGGCGUACGCCCGUACCAGGUGACAACGAGUUCAAGCUUGAGCUCAGGUUGAAAAUCCAGGGUUUCAAGAACUUCCCAGCUCUCUAUAUGAUAUCCAAGCUAGUUCCAGAUGGAUUGUUCUGGCAUUCCAAAGACUGUAACCGCGCCUACGAAGUUGCAACAAUGGACAUCUACACCUUCCAGCUCUCCGAGAACUUCUUCUGGCGCUACCGUCUCCUUGCUCUCAUGACAAAGAUUGUUGGAGAGGGACGAACGCCGCUCGAAAAGCGAACCCCUGAGUGGUUUGUGUCCCAAUACCUCGAACGGUUUGCUCAUCCUGCCAGUGACGAACACGAGCGACUCAUCUACGACUCUACCGAUUCCGAUAUUGUUGAUAUCGACGAAGGCAGGACUCGCUUGCCCCGUCACCCAAGGCGAAUACACAGGCGCGAUAUUCUAGGGCUAUUUGCUGCCCAGUCGGAAUGGUUCGUUACUGAUAACGAAGUAAAGCGCAAGCGGAUUUUCCCCUUCAAACCAUGGAAUGCAUUUAGGAAGGAAGUCAGAAAAGCAAGAUGGCAAGCUGCACGCAACAACGUCAUUUGGGGCUGGCCAGUUGGUCAUGAUGAGGAUGAUGAAGAUAGUGAGGACACAAGAAAUGUGGUGGAGCGGAAUCCCAUCAUUGGAAAGACAAAUGAGAUUGUGCGCCGUAAAAUUGACAGAGCCAAGACCAGACGAACCCCACCGUCUGCCCGGCGUGUCAACGAACCCAGUUCGUCGUCGUCCUCAGAUGAACUCGAUCCUGCUAGGGCACAUGCAUAUAUGUCGGAUUUUUCUCGGGAAUCAUCUAGUACUGCUUCUGAUUCUUCGGAUGAAUCCGUAGACGAGCGCCUAUCAGAUUUCGGAGAGCUCAUUCCACGCCAGUUGUCUCAAGUCCCGGAGUUACCAGGCCCCGAUAACCGCUGGUGGUGUCCUGUACCAGAUUGCGGACACAUGGUUGACUUGCAACAUCUCACACGAGAUGACAUAAAAGCCCUCUCAGCAACCACCGUUUUCUAUCUCAUGGAGAAGAAAUGGCGGAGUAUUCGAGAAGAUGAGAGAGCUAAGAAAUGUUUUUUUGAAAUGGUGUCUAAGCAUUACGAGGAUCAUUUUGCAGACCUUGGCUUAAGGUUUGUUCAGACUAGGGGAAGGGUAAGCAGGUCAAGGCCUGUCUUUUACAAUCGUUAA